AUGUCUCUCAAGAUCUCUGGUCAUCGCCACAGUUAUGCUCGGAAUCGACUGCUGAACUUUUACAUCGGCUCGCUUCUAUCGAGGCCUCUGUUGACCAAGUCGUGCACUUCAGCCACCCUAUCCUUUCUCCAGGAGGUGCUAGCUAGUAAGCUGGCUGACGAACGCCCUACCGUCGUAUCCUCAGGAUACAAGCCCCUCGACUAUGCCCAAUCGCUUGGAGUCAGCGUAAGGGCUAUCAAGCUCACGGCGUACGGAGGUUUGAUCUCUGCGCCACUUAGCCAUGGGUUGAUGAAACUUUUACACCGAGUAUUUCCCAACCAUGAAUCAAGUGAUAAAAGUAAACUUGGAAUGAUCUUGGCCUCCAUGUUAAUCACUGGCCCCAUCCAGAACAGUGUCUACUUAAUCGCAAUGGGCGCAAUCGAAGGACUGAAAUCCCAGAAAGAGAUCUAUUUCUUUUGGAAAAAUACUAUUGGUAUACUCACCAAAAUGUCAAUCAUCUUAGGGACACUUUCAACGAUCAUCGCCAAUAGAUUCUUGAGCAAAGAGUUAUGGGUCCCGUUCUUCAACUUGGUCGGAUUCGUCUUGGGCACCUACGUCAACUUUCUGAACAAGAAGAAGCAAAAAGGGGCCGCAAAAGAUAAGAAAGACCCCAAUCCUACGUCUUCUAUCCAUCAUUCCAAAACUGCAUUUAACGAGACAAUAGACGAUCACAAGCAGAGAAAGUAA
This is a messenger RNA of Puccinia triticina, 726 nucleotides long. RefSeq lists its product as uncharacterized. The coding region runs from base 1 to 726 and encodes 241 amino acids. Gene Ontology annotation, cellular component: cytoplasm; membrane. The transcript has 5 exons. NCBI's taxonomy places the organism in Eukaryota, Fungi, Basidiomycota, Pucciniomycetes, Pucciniales, Pucciniaceae. The record is from RefSeq and is a predicted model, not a curated record.